UGUCGACGUAUGAAAGCGUAACGACUUCCUGGAAGGAGGAAGUGAUGUGAUAGACGGUCCACACUAUGUAAAUGUGAAUUAAUGGAACGUGGCUUUCACGGUUUGUGUUUAAAAAAAGGAAAUAUUCGGCUUACUCAGGGGAUGUCGUUCGUGUUUCAGGCUUUCAGUAUGACAGGAUUUUCAGCCUCAGAGAAACAGUUUAUGAAGGUAGAGAAUGUGUUGCCAGGUGUGUAGCUAGCUGCUCAUCUUAGCUGAAAGAAAGACUGAGGUAAACUUUAGGCUAUAAUUAUCGACAAACAAAACCAGAUGAGUUCCAACUCUUAGAGGCGGAAGUAGACUUUUAGUAGUAAUUUGUCAGCUGUGAGGAAAAAUAGAUACAUUGUGGAGAGCUGGUAGGUCUGUAACUAGCAUAUUGUGUACCAGGGAAGGAAUAGACUGCUUUGUGUAAAUACUCAGCGCGGUUAUGGCACACAACCUCGAAAGUUUAUCAAACUCGGGUCUGCUCGCUGAGCUGUCCGUUUCCUUCCAUGAUGAACUCACGACCAGCAUCCAAAGCGCCUUCAGUGUGGCUGGAGAGCUGGCGGUAUCCGAGGUGUCAAAAGUCGUCGGGAAAGCUUUCCGUGAUAUGCGAGAUCAGCUGCACAAAACCCUGUUGGCUAACAGGAACCUCAGGACGAGGCUCACGCUGGCGCAGACGGAGCUGCGCAGCGCGCAGAGUCGCACGCCGCAGACGCGCGACAUCGCAGUCAACACGAGCCCGAACGCGUCCGAACCACGAAUCGACUCCUCGCUCGACGUCAAACAGACCCAUGAAGACGUUCCCGGGGAUUCGUUUGAGUGUCGUACGGAUUCGUUUUGCGAGAUCGGAGAGGACGGAAUCGAGUGCGUAAAGGAUGUUAAACCCAAUCUAACAGGAGAUGAGUUUUCACACCAGUUACAAGAGACACAAGACAUAAAAGAGGACCUUCACGUCAUGCAGGAGCACGCUUUACAUGCUGAUCAGGUAUGCAUUGAGACAGUAAUGGUACCUGGAGCUUCAGCUGUCCAGAUAAAGGGCUGUAUAUCCUAUGAGUCUAAUCAUGCAGCAAAGUUGGAGGAGGCUCAUCAGUGUGCUCACCCUUUGUCUGAAGCCGAGCAAGAGUUUAGCUCGGAGUCCCUGUCGAUGGCCCAGUCAAAGUUAUUGGAGGAUUGGAGACCUGAACCACUGCAUCUUCAGAGUUGCCAGUCAGAUUCAUAUGCAUCAUCUGGCAGCUCUGCUCUGGCCAAUCCUUCUCUCUUGCAAGAAGAACUUCCAGGUAUGGACUUCCUUGCCUCAGCGUCCUCCAGCCAGCCGGACACGUGCCACGCACCAAUGUCCCGAAGAGAUGCCUCCUCCCUAAAUAACCCCAACUCUAAUUCGCAUUUCCCUACUCACAGCUCUGGGCAGGGGCAUGCUUUAGGGCAGUUUUCUAUGCCAGAGGAUGUGCAUAGAUUUCGCAGUGUCAUGCAGCCUAAACUGGCAACCCAUCAACACAAAAGUCCUAAACGCAGCUUGUACCCUCCUGGGCGAAGUCCUUUUCGCUGUUCACAGUGUGGCCGAGACUUUAAUCGAAUGGAGCACCUCAAGAUCCACCAAAGGAUUCAUACAGGCGAGAAACCAUAUGCUUGCUCAGAGUGCACUGCACGUUUCCGACACUCGUGGGCGCUCACACGCCACAUCCGCAUCCACACAGGCGAGAAGCCAUAUUCGUGCACACAUUGUGGGAAAAGAUUCCGGAACUGCGGUGGGCUACGCUUCCAUCAGAGGACACAUGCCCAGCGAAGUUGCUUGACAAAUAUUAGACCAAAUUUAGAGGGUUAUGGCAGAGCAUAAGUGAAACUCCUCUUCAUCAAAUCAUCAAAUUACAAAUUAUUUAGAAACUAUGACAUGACCAACCAUAAUGCAGUAGAUUUCCUGUACCAAAUAUCUGGUGUCCUGGUAUGUCUGGUAUCUGCCAGUUCUCUCCUAACCUGUAUAUUUGUAUGGCAUUUAUUGGUGAAGACAAACUGUUUAGAACUAUGCUGCAUUUUUCUUUAUGCCUGGGAACUAUGGUACCUUUUUCCUUUAUUUACUUUCACUUUAACUCAAAUUUCAGUUCAAAAUGUUAGAAGUCAAGUGAUCUUGAGCAUAAUCAUAGCAAAUUGGUGUUUGUAAGGACAUUUUACCCAACAGAACAUACUGCUAGCUCAUUUUAAAGGGCUGUGAUGCCGUAUAGUUAAAAGAAAAGCUCCCAGAUCUUUUGUUCAAUACAGUUGCUUGGGAUAAAUGCAGUCUUUAUUCUUGGGGAUUUAUACCAAUAUUGCUUAUUGAUUGAUUAUAGCAAUAUUGUAAUUUAACCAGCAUGUAUUCUGAAAAGCUGAAUGUAUCAGGAAUAUGACAUUUCUACAAUACAUGCCGUUAUUCUGUUGUGCCAAAGUAUAUUAAUUUUGCAGUUGGUAAUAGAUAAACAUUAGACAUUUUACUGUUCACACUUUUUAAAGCUACUUUAAGUGCCUGAAAACAAGGUGUUGGUGUUGACUUGAAAUGAUUCCUACUGUACAAUGUGAAUUUGUCUCAUUCCAGAUAUCUUAGAUAUCACAACACUGGAAUUAAAGAGUCUUUCACUGCC
Tachysurus vachellii is the source of this 2627-nucleotide messenger RNA. RefSeq lists its product as uncharacterized. Gene Ontology annotation, molecular function: DNA-binding transcription factor activity; RNA polymerase II cis-regulatory region sequence-specific DNA binding. The coding region runs from base 464 to 1852 and encodes 462 amino acids. The record is from RefSeq and is a predicted model, not a curated record. The transcript has 3 exons. Lineage: Eukaryota; Metazoa; Chordata; Actinopteri; Siluriformes; Bagridae. Gene Ontology annotation, biological process: regulation of transcription by RNA polymerase II.